UAAAGGACUGUAGCAAGGAAUGCGCGUCCUGUAGCAAGGAUCUGCGGAUGCGUACGGUUUAUAAAUACGUGUGUACCACCGCUUGUAAGGACACUAAGUUUCCAAAGUGCGGCGGGACAACACGGAUCAACCGCAGAUGCUGCUAACCUGUAGUGUGGAAGUAUUUAGUGACCAGUGAAACAGAGAGUGUGUUAAUCAUAGCUGGUGAUCUUCGGCUCAGUGCUCUUGUGCCCUUUUACCACGUUGCUUCAUCGAGUGAUGUAGUGGUGGUUUUGAACAGUGUGCAGUAACAUCAUCAAGGCACUGCGUCUACUUACACGUACAGUUGCGUAAAUUUGAAGUGCAUUUUACAUUUUAAACACAGCAGUGCUUAUAUAUUGUUCUGACUAUGUAUCGAAUAAACCUUACCACGUUCACACUUCUUCUAGUACUAACGGUAGGAAGUUUGAUGUCGGAGUCACUGCAUCCAUCAGACGGUGCCAUUAAAGAUUUGUACGAUUAUCUGCUGCAACGGGAGUAUGCUGCCCCCGUAUCGUACGCCGAUCAUCAAAUCAAGCGAAAGGCAGUAAGAUCACCCUCGCUGAGGCUCCGGUUCGGCAGGCGAAGUGAUCCGAGCGUCCCACUACGUUCCGAGGAAGAUGAGCUGAUCGACCAGAAAGCAAUACGUGCACCCCAGCUACGCUUGAGGUUUGGCCGUAACGACCCACUCUGGACAUCGUUCAACGAAAACGCUUUGCUGGAGGAAAACUUUGAAAAGCGAGCACCGUCGCAAAGACUGCGGUGGGGCCGCUCGAACCUGUUUGGCAAUCUCGUAAACCAGUUCCAGCAGGACGAUGUGAUGCAGCAGAAAGCAAUACGGGCACCCCAGCUAAGACUACGAUUCGGCCGCACCGAUCCAUCCUGGGCGAUGUACAAUGAGCAUCAGCUAGCACCGGCCGGUCAGCAGGCACAGCAGUUGGUUAACGAUGCGAGUGAAAAACGUGCACCGACCCAGCGGCUUCGAUGGGGCCGUUCCGAUCCGGCACUGGCGAAAGAUUCCUCCGAGGAUAAAGCGCUAGAAGCGGAGGAAAGCGAAGGCACCAACGUUGAUGACAAGUAAACAUCAUGCUCGGUAACUACCUGAACCCCCAUCCGGUCGUCGUCGUCUUCGCCGUUUGCACAUUCUCGUAUCCGGAACUCUCCUCGAAAAAAAGACAAAAUAAAACGUGCUCCUAUAGGAAGAAGAAGGAAGAAUCCUAAUGCCACACGGAAUCUUUCACUACUCUGUUACGGGCGCGGCUAUGGCUGGCACGAGAUGCUGCCUGACACCAGAGGCCCCAUUCAUGCAUACAAAAUAAUACCCAGUGUUGUCCGCAGUACCAUAUAAAUGCAUCCGGACAUUUGUUGUUUGUUUAACCCCCGACCCCAUCCCGAUCAAUGGCAAUUGGUUUCGAGCGAUCGAGAUGUCGCGAUCGUCUCGCAAGCAGCUAGCAAGUAGAACAUUUUCAUCGAACAAUUACACGCAAACGCGCGCACACAUACACACAUACACAUACAUAAGAAAAUCUACUAAGAGCAAGAAUAUAUUUACCUAUCGUGUUGAUUAGGCGAGGGCUACCCGUUGUUACACAGUUUCCACAGCGUCGAUUGUACAUGAUGGCAGAUGACAACUUUAUUGUAACCACACGCAAACACACCAGCAAACGUAAAUCUGUUGGAACUUUCUUGUUUUAAAAGUGGAAAAUGCAACAAAAUUCCAACAGAUUUCAAAUCCGGUCAGCAUAAAACAAGCAAGCAUAGCAGAGCAACACGCUACGGCGCUUGAUACAAUGCGCAACCUUUAAUCAUGGAUGACCAUUACCUUACGGCUCUUGCGGUACAAUUUUGCGUUUGAAAGCACCUGUCUAUUGCAUAUCGUGCGUGAGUACGAGCUACAUUCCAGAAUAUAGAAGAAAAUUGUGCUUAAAACCGUUGCAACUGAAAGAAGCAACACAGAGUGAAUCUUGUUUUUCUCCAAACAUUUUCGCCUUGAGAUACGCGCGUGCUAAAGCUUCCGUUGCUGAAGGUAAGGCGGAUAAAUAAUAUGCAUGCCUGCAAGCACUGCUCUAUCUACCACUACUGAUCGCACGCACGAACUUGUCAAUGGUUUGAAGCUGAAUUUUCCAAUGCACAGCAAUGCAAUAGAAGAAAAAAUGCCACUUUCACUUUACUUACCUAACUAAUCACACUCUGUGCUCUCAAACAAACAUUUUAUUCCGAACAUGGGCAUACAGAGAGCGCGGUAUAAUAGCUGUGUUUGCUGUAAGAUUUCUGAUAGCGGGCAUGCGAAUGCAUUAUGUGAGGGAACUUAGCUGACACACACACACACACAAAUACACACACAUACACACACACACACACAUUAUGAAUAAAAGGAAAAGUCUACUUACAUAUUUUUAACGCAUCUAACGCAGCCGAUCGUGAAAGGAUAAACUAAACAAUGAUCAUGUGUAUGUACAUAUAUUAUUUAUAAACAAAUAAAAUAUUACCUAGCGGAAACAACCAG
This is a messenger RNA of Anopheles stephensi (Asian malaria mosquito), 2524 nucleotides long. RefSeq names its product short neuropeptide F (gene sNPF). The record is from RefSeq and is a predicted model, not a curated record. Lineage: Eukaryota; Metazoa; Arthropoda; Insecta; Diptera; Culicidae. The transcript is spliced from 6 exons. The coding region runs from base 389 to 1099 and encodes 236 amino acids.